UCUGUGCUUCCUCCAACCCUCUCUCCUCAUUUCAAGCCUUUGCCAAAUUCCCUCCUCCUCCUCUUCCUCCUCCUCCUCCUGCUCUCUGCCUGCCAGUAGCCCCUUCCAGGCCGCGGAGGGGAGCAUUCAUACCCCGCUGUCGGCGUUUAGCGGAUGGGGCUCUCAGCCUGAGCCGGAGGGAGGAGGAUGAACGGUAACCCGUGUGCCCGCAAGCUGGCCCGCCGCUCCAAGUCCGCCCUCCUGGUCGCCGCUCUGGCCGUCCUGUUGGUCCAGACUCUUAUCGUUUGGAACUUCAGCAGCCUGGACUCUGCAGGCGGGGACGGAGGCGCCAGGAGCCGGGAGAAGAGAGAGGACCGAGCCGCGGGGCUCAACAAAGCCGACUGGGAGCCCCCGCGGAGGGCGCUGCAGAAGAGGGGCGACCCGCCGCCGCCGCUCGGAAAGGCGGCCGUGCGGCACAAGCUACAGGCGGAAGUCCAUCGCACCCACCGGCCCAAAGAGAAACUUCGCCUGGACAGCAACAACAAUGAGAACUCGGUCCCCAAAGACUUUGACACCAUCGACAGCAACAGCAACCUGGGAGCUCGAUCUCAACGCCAACGUGUGCCAGUCGCAAACACCAAACGCAAGCUGGAGAAGGCCCAAGCACAGGGCAUGUUGGGAAAAUCUGCUAACGAGGUCCUCAAGGUCCCUCCUGUUCAAUCCAGAGGGAUGGGCCACAACUACAACCGCAGCCACAUCCGUAAACCCCACCCCCAGGUGCCCACCGUCUCAGCACCGGUCCUGGGGUCCAAUCAGGACCCACCGUUCUACCAGGCAAAGACGUCAGCCACUCAGCUGCCGCCUGGUUCAGAGCCGAGGAAGGAGCAGCUGCAGUGUGAGAUCAGCGGGAAGGAGGCCAUUUCUGCGCUGUCCAGAGCCAAGAGCCGUGAGUGUCGGCAGCAGAUAGUGGAGGUCUACUGCAAACACAAGGAGAGAGCGCUGAUGCCCGAGAAGGUGCCUCGCUACUGCCCAGUUGAAGGUAAGACUAAUGUGAACGUCCAGUGGGACGAGGACCCUUCCGGUGCUGCCCAGGUCGUGCCUGCACGGAUCGCCUUCGUCCUGGUCGUCCACGGACGAGCCUCACGUCAGUUCCAGCGUCUCUUCAAAGCCAUUUACCACACCUCACACUACUACUACAUCCAUGUGGACCAGAGGUCCAACUACCUCCACAGAGAGGUUCUGUCUCUAGCCAGCCAGUAUCCCAACGUCCGCGUGACUCCGUGGCGGAUGUCCACCAUCUGGGGCGGGGCCAGCCUCUUGACUAUGUACCUACGCAGCAUGGAGGACCUUCUCAAAAUGGCUGACUGGUCCUGGGACUUCUUCAUCAACCUCAGCGCUGCAGACUACCCAAUCAGGACCAAUGAACAGCUGGUGGCUUUCCUGUCCAAGUACCGCAACAUGAACUUCAUCAAAUCUCACGGCAGAGACAACGCACGCUUUAUCCGUAAACAGGGUCUGGACCGUCUCUUCUACGAGUGUGACACCCACAUGUGGCGUCUCGGGGACCGCAAGAUCCCAGAGGGCAUUGCGGUGGACGGAGGCUCUGAUUGGUUCCUGGUCAACCGGGCCUUUGUGGACUAUGUGGUCAACUCCCAAGACGAGCUGGUCACCAGCAUGAAGCGCUUCUAUGCCUACACACUGCUGCCUGCAGAGUCGUUUUUCCACACGGUGCUGGAGAACAGCGUCCACUGUGAGUCCAUGGUGGACAACAACCUGCGGCUCACCAACUGGAACCGCAAACUGGGCUGUAAAUGCCAGUACAAGCACAUCGUGGACUGGUGUGGCUGCUCGCCCAACGACUUCAAGCCCUCCGACCUGCCGCGCUUUCAGCAGGCAUCCAGACCCACCUUCUUUGCCCGGAAGUUUGAGGCCAGCGUCAGUCAGGACAUCAUCAACCAGCUGGACUCCUACCUGUUUGGGACGUACCCCUCGGGCACCCCGAACCUCCAGGCCUACUGGGAAAACAUCUACGAGGAGGAGACGGACGGCCUGGCCAGCCUAUCAGACUCCGCACUGAGCCACUACCACGCCUUCGCCCGUAUGGGCCUGACCCGCGCCGCCAGCUCGCUGCAGGGCCGCCCCAGCGACAACAGCUGCAGGUACGUGGCCAUGAGCCACCCCGUGUCCGUCCACCUCUACUUCCUGUCAGACAAGUUCCAGGGCUACCUGGUGCGUCAUGUGGCCACCAACCGAGCGUCCACCCAGCUGGAGAGCCUGGAGACGUGGGUGACUCCCAGAGACCACUUCACCCUGGCCAGCCCGCCCCACCCCACCAACAGGCUGCAGCAUGUCCAGGUGGGGACAGACUGGGAUCCGAAGGAGCGUCUCUUCAGGAACUGGGGGGGUCUCGUGGGGCCCGAGGACGAGCCGGUGGCCGUGCAGCGCUGGAGCCGGGGCCAGAGCAACCUGACGGCCACGGUGGUGUGGAUCGACCCCACCAACGUCAUCGCCGCCACCUACGACAUCCUGGUGGACGCGUCCGCCGAGGUCACCCACUACCGGCCGCCGCUCACCCUGCCUCUGAGGCCCGGCCUGUGGACGCUGAGGGUGCUGCACCACUGGAACCCGCUGGGCCAGACCAGAUUCAUCGUGGCUCCACUGGAAUUCCAUCGACAGCAGCCUCUACAGCAAGAAGACGCCCUGCGGCUGCACGGCGGCCCGGCCAGAAACUCCUACAUGGAGCAGAGCUUCCACGGCCUGAACCCGGUGCUGCGGCUGCCGGUGAGCCUGGGCGCCGUGGAGGAGGCCGAGGCCAACGCCGGCCUGACGGGGGCGCCGCUGCGUCGCUGGCUGGACCGACUGCUGGAGGGCCACUGGUCAGCCGCAGACGUGUGCUCCUCGGGGCCCAGCGCCUGUCCCGUCAUGCAGCGCUGCAGACUCGCCGCGUGGAGCUCGGCCAGUCCGGACCCCAAGUCUGAACUGAAGCCGCCCAGAGAGGACGGACGGAUCAGGUAGCAGACGGGCAGACUGAGGGAGGACGACUGGACGGAGAAGAGAAAUUAAUGAAGGAAGACCGUCUGUGUCUGAUAUUUAUUUAUUUGACUGAGUGAAAGGAAACGGCGGCGGCGAUGACAGGAAGAAGGAAAGAACUCUGAACAUUCUCCUCCAGUCAGCUGCCCUCACGUAUAUGGGACUACAGAGAGAGUGUGUGUGUGUGUGUGUGUGUGUGUGUGUGUGUGUGUGUGUGUUCAGACUGAAUUUAAUUCAAAGUUCUCACAGAUCCUAAAACCUUUUAGAAAUAAUCUGAGAUUUAAACUUGUGGUGACGCGUUGACCUGCUCAUACGAGACUGAGCUCAGAUUUUAGCGUCGCGAUGUGACAAACGUUUGGUCUCUUCCUGGUUUCAGGACCGUCCACAGUCCACAGUCCACAGUCCUGACUGCUGUCAGUAUCAGCUUAUCGUUACUGGUUUUCGGUCAGAAACAUCUGUGACAUCUGGUUUUGUCAGCAGUUAACGCGUCAGCUUAUUAGCAAACAUUUUUUCAGACGUAAAUUAUGAAGAAAGUGUUUUUUAAUUUCUCUGUCUGCAGCACGCGUACCUGCUCACCUCCCUCCCCGUUGGCCCCUCCCACCCAGCAGCUCCGCCCUCGUCUGUCUCUCGUCCUGCAGGCGGCCUGAGACGUCCACCCGAGCUCAGAAGACACUCGCGUCCUCGGUUUUUAGGAUUUCCUACUUUACACACACUUUUCAUCAGCUAAUUCAUUCCCAGGUUUACAGAAACACUCGUGUUGUUUUUAGUGUCUGAUGUGCUGAUGUUUGGUCACGUUUGCUUUGAGGACAAAACCUUCAGCCUUUUUUCCUUCAGGCCUUCAAGUGCUUGUGAGGACUGAUGGUAAAUGUUUGUGUCAGGCAGCAUUUGGGUGGCCUUCCUCCUCCUCCUCCUCCUCCUCUUUGGGUUUAUUGGCCCACAGCGCUGAAGUGCUGCUGUAAAGUGAGAAGGGUGUUCAAGUCAUGUGGGGCCGUCGGGUCUUUUUUAAUUCAAGAAGUUCAGAUGCUCAGACACGUUAACUAGCACGCUUUAAACAGAGCCAGGCUAGCUGUCUUUGUGCUAAGCUAACGGAGCAGACAGACUGGUAUCGUUAUGUGAUGGGCUUCACUCCUCAGGGCAGCUUGACUCCACCCACACGCUGAUCACAUUUCCACAGUUUAAUACACACUCGAACAGAUUUCUGCGCUGUGGGACUUUAGUCGCCCCCUUCUGGCAGUGAGAGUAACUACACAGACGGUACAGGCCCCUCAGUGCAUUCCAGCUCUGACAAACACACAGACUGCAGAUUUAAAGACUUCCUGUUUAAUGUCCCACACUGCAGCUCUGAAUGAAUCAUUCCAGCUGUCAGAUGAUCACAAAGCAGACAGCAGUGGGCUCAGACCGAACGCUUCUGCAGCGCCUGAACGCCUCAUCUUAUUUAUUCUAGAUUUUAUUGUCUAUUUAAUUUAUUAUUUGAAACUUUGAAAAUUUGUUUGGUUUGUGUAUUGCUGGGUUUUGCUCUCUGAAGCUGCACAGACGGCACAGCAGGAUCCUGGACCACCAGCACCAGAACCUCCUGCCCCUGGGUUCAGGACUAAACAGUCCAGCUGUUUGAGUUCAGCAUCAGACUGAUCGCCAGGAACCAAAAAAAACGCCCUUCUGUGCUCCCCUUUACGAGAUGCCCCGGUCUCGUCCUCCACCUGUAAACAUGUGCAGCGUGUACACAAGUUAACUUACGUAACAUGUUUACGUCAGGUAACGUUGUUACCUUAACCCACACGUGACCUGUGACUUCAGUGUUAACUCAGCAUUGUGUGUGUGUGUGUGUGUUGUGUGUGUGUGUGUGUGUGUGUGUUGUGUGUGUUGUGUGUGUGUGUGUCUGUGUGGUCUGCACCAGACUUCAGGAUUGGUAAACAUCUUUUUCAUGAUUUUGUUUUCCACCAGUUCUUGGGUUUUAAAGACAUUUUUUCAUCACUUGCUAAAAAAUUCAAACAUGAUUUAUUAUUUGAAGUACGGCUGCCCAAAGCUGUCAGAAUUUGAUCCGUAAAUUCAGUAAUUAUUUCAAUUUCAGUCCUGAGAAAAGUCGUGAAUAUUCAGAACGUUCCGGUUUGUGCAGAACGCACAGCAGACUGAUGUGUGUUUUGUUGUGAAUCAGUAUUUGGUGCAAAGCUCGCAGAUGAUGUGCAGACGUUCGGUUACUCACACAGAAAAGGUGGAGCUGUGGUGCUGUGACGGAGUGACGGUGAAAACCCCAGCUGAGAGCGUUGUUUUCCGUCGGCUGAUUGGUUCCUCGUCCGUGGACUGCGAACUCGUACGCUGCAGUAACAGCCCGGUGUUGUUGUUUUGCACAGUUUCUGUCUCACUGGUUGUUUUCUUGCUUUUCCCUCCUGUUGUCUCCGGGAGUCGUGCCUUAGCUGAACUCCUGCUGUAAGAAACCGACUGAAAGCAUCAAAAACUGUCAAAUGUCUAAAAACCAAAAAAGGAAGGAAUGUUGUGAAUGCCUUAGAAAUGACCCGAGUGCUUUUGAAGUACAACUUUUGAAAAUAAAACAAAACUCUCCCUUUA
Molecule: messenger RNA, 5571 nt
Organism: Scatophagus argus
Lineage: Eukaryota; Metazoa; Chordata; Actinopteri; Scatophagidae
Product: xylosyltransferase 1-like
Exons: 11
Coding region: 187-2994 (935 amino acids)
Biological process (GO): chondroitin sulfate proteoglycan biosynthetic process; heparan sulfate proteoglycan biosynthetic process
Cellular component (GO): membrane
Molecular function (GO): protein xylosyltransferase activity
Source: RefSeq, a predicted model, not a curated record